Molecule: messenger RNA, 4947 nt
Organism: Cryphonectria parasitica EP155
Lineage: Eukaryota; Fungi; Ascomycota; Sordariomycetes; Diaporthales; Cryphonectriaceae
Product: Oligoxyloglucan reducing end-specific cellobiohydrolase
Exons: 2
Coding region: 1-4533 (1510 amino acids)
Biological process (GO): Golgi to endosome transport; Golgi to vacuole transport; protein targeting to vacuole
Cellular component (GO): Golgi apparatus; membrane
Molecular function (GO): protein binding
Source: RefSeq, a predicted model, not a curated record
AUGAAGGCCAGGGGAGCUACCAAUGCGGCAGCUCUGCUGUUGGCAUUCCUCUGGGCAUCGCCGGUACAGCCGGUGCUGGCCAAGGACGAGCCGACCUUCUACGUCAAGGAGUUUGAUCACUAUCCGCAAAACCUCAACUACUUUGACCAGUCAGACGUGAUCCUCUUCCAGGACGUCUCUUCACAGAAUGUAUGGCGCUCUCCUGACGGCGGCUCGACCUGGUCCAUCAUCGACGACGUCCCCGACGGCAAGGCCUUCGCCCUCGUCCUGCACGAGUUCGACAACAAGCGCGCCUACAUCCUGACCGAGUCUACCUCCCACUGGCGCACCGAAGACCAGGGCAAGACGUGGAAGAGCUUCUUUACCGACUCCGAGUUCAACAUCUUCCGUUCCCAGAUCUUCAACUUCCACGCCAGCGACCCGGACCGCAUCAUAUUCAAUGGCAUGGACUGCAAGGGCAUCUUUUGCGACGAGGUGGCCAUGUACACGCUCGACGGCUUCAAGACCGACGCCAAGUUCCUGCGCGGCAACACCGAGGGCUGCUGGUGGGCCAAGGGCUCCGACCUGUUCACCACCGGCCAGUCCGACCUAGACAAGCAGCGCAUCAUGUGUAUCCUCCGAGAUACCUUCUCGCCGCUCAAGCAGGACAACCGACUGAUUAUCUCGGACAAUUACUUCAGCGCCCUCAGCGCCGACGGCAAGAUCCAGGAGUACGAGCCGAACCUCGACACCGACAGGCCGGUGCAGGGUAUCAUCAAUGUGGCCUCUGUCAAGAAGUACGUCCUAGCCGCCUCCGCCUCCCUGAAUACGGACGAGAUGGCUCUGUUCGUCAGCGACGACACCCUCAAUUGGCACAGGGCUAUGUUCCCGGAGGAUCACCGCCUCGAUCAGGAGGCCUACACGGUGCUCGAGAGCACCAACUACAGCAUCCAGGUCGACGUCAUGACCACCCGCCCGUCCAACCCCAUGGGCGUCAUGUUUACGAGCAACUCCAACGGCACCUUCUUCACCCGAAAUAUCGAGCAUACCAAUCGUAACAUGAUGGGCCACGUCGACUUCGAGAAGAUUGCUGGCAUCCAGGGCAUCUUCCUCGUGAACAAGGUGGAAAACUGGGAGGACGUGGAGAAGCAGUUUCUGACGGAGAAGAAGAUCGUGUCCGAGAUCACGCACGAUGACGGGCGGACGUUCAAUUUUGUACAGACGCACGACGCUGGCAGCAGAAUUCACCUGCACUCUGUCACGCAACAAAUUAACGCCGGCCGUGUCUUCUCGAGCCCCGCGCCCGGUCUGGUCAUGGCCAAUGGCAACACCGGAGACUAUCUCAAGCCAUACGCUGAGGCCUACCUAUACAUCUCGGAUGAUGCUGGCAUGCACUGGCUGGAGGGACCCAAGGGGCCACAUAAGUACGAAUUUGGAGACCAAGGCACCGUCCUCGUCGCCAUUCACGACUCCAAUAAAGUCGAUGUGGGGGAGAUCAAGUACUCGCUUGACCACGGCCAGACCUGGAAGGUACAGGAGCUCCCCAACGGUCUCAAGAUCAAGCCGUGGGUCCUGACCACGACCCCCGACUCUACGAGUUUGAAGUUCCUGCUGUCUGGUCAGACCGGCGACGAGCUGAACCCCAAGUUUCAGGUCAUCUCGAUCGACUUCGAGGGCCUGCACGAGCGGACGUGCGACAAAGGCGACAUGGAAGAGUGGUGGGCCAGAGUCGACGAGGAUGGGAAGCCUACCUGUCUCAUGGGCCACACACAGAAGUAUACGCGCAGAAAGAAGGAGGCGGACUGCUUCAUGAAGCAAGAGUUCAACCUGGUCGAGGUCCAGACGACCAACUGCGACUGCACCGACGAUGACUUCGAGUGUGACUACAACUUUCGCCGCGAGAACGGCGAGUGCGUUGCUGUCGGCCCGAUCCAGGCUCCCAAUGGAGCAUGCGCAAACGCCAAGCCCGAGGACACAUUUAUGGGAUCCUCAGGGUGGCGGCUCAUCCCUGGCAAUACCUGCAAGAGGAAGAAGGGUGAACCGCAGAAGGACGACUUCAAGGAGUGGAAGUGCGCCGACUCCCACACGCCGCCCAAGGGACCGGCCAGCGGCGAGGUCAAGAGCGCACAACACGUCUUCGAAAACACCAUGAAGGCCGAAGUACGCUAUCUGGAACGGGGUGAGACCAGCCGGUCAGAUGACGAGACCAUCAUCGCAAGGGGCGGCGGCAAGAUCCUGAUCACGCACGACGGUGGUCUCACUUGGGACGCGCCCAGCGCGCUGGCUCGAGACUUUUGGGACUUUGUCCCUCACACGUAUUUCAAGGACAUGGUGCUCUUCAUCCAGCGAGACGGCACAAUCGUGUACACCGUCAACCACGGGCAGUCCUUUGAUGAGUUCAAGGCUCCCACUCCGCCCGACACCGACAUCCCACGCUCACCGUUCGCCUUCCACCCUGACAAGAAGGACUGGAUCAUCUGGGUCGGCAAGAAGUGCACAAGCACCAAUGAGAAUUGCUAUCCGGAAGCCUCGCUCUCCACGGACCGCGGCGACCAUUGGCAGACCCUCAAGCGCUACGUCAGCCGCUGCGAGUUCACCGGCUCCACUGCCUUUAACAACUUCCGCCCGCAGGACCAGAUCAUAUGCCAGGCCAGUACGAAGGAGGACAACAGCCGCAUUGACAACCCGUGGCAGCUCGUCGCCGGGCCUGCCAACGACUUCGAUGACCAGGGCAAGGUUGUGCAGAGCGACGUCAAGGACUUUGCGACCAUGUCUGAGUUCAUCGUCGUCGCCACGCAGAACGUCACCAAAAACACACUCCGUGCUCUUGCCAGUCUUGACGGCGAAACUUACGCCGAGGCUCAGUUCCCAUACAACUUUGAAGUCUCUGAACAGCAUGCAUACACCGUUCUCGACAGCUCGACGCACGCGGUCAACCUCUUUGUUGCUACCGACCUCGAACCAGACAGGUGCUCCGGGUCCAUCCUGAAGAGCAACUCCAACGGCACGUCCUAUGUCAUGAGCAUCGCAGGCGUCAACUGCAACCAGGACUAUUUUGUCGACUUUGAAAAGAUGCUCGGCCUCGAGGGCGUCGAGAUGGUCAACAUUGUGGCGAACAAGGACAAGCCCAACGAUCCAAAGAAGCUGCACUCACAGAUCAGCCAUAACGAUGGCGCUGAGUGGGCAUACCUACCGCCUCCCUCCAAGGACAUGGACGGGAAGUCUACUGGCUGCAGCGGCGACGGAACCGAGAAGUGCGCCUUGCACAUCCACGGGUACACAGAGCGCAAGGACCACAGCAGGACAUACUCGUCUGCGGGUGCGGUGGGUCUCAUGUUCGCAUGGGGCAAUGUCGGCGAGUAUCUUGGCAGGAAGGACGAGGCCGACACCUACAUGACGACGGAUGCCGGCAUGACUUGGAAGCAGGUCAAGAAGGGCCGCUGGCUGUGGCAGUACGGAGACCAGGGGUCCAUCAUCGCCCUGGUUCCUCUCGAUAUCAAGACACAGACCGUGUCCUAUACCACCGAUGAGGGUGACACCUGGACGGACUUCAAAUUUGCCGACAAGGAAAUGAUGGUGUCCGACUUCACCACGCAGAGCUCGGGUGUGUCUCGAAAGUUCAUCGUCUGGACCCAAGAUGGAACUUCAACCGUGGCCUCGACCGUCGACUUCACGGGUCUGGCAGACCGUCCCUGCCUGCAAAAGGAUGACCCGAGCGAGUCCGACUACCGGAUCUGGUCACCCAGCCACCCUCUACAGCGUGAUGAGUGUCUCUUUGGGCAUGUCACACAGUACAUGCGCAAGAAGACGGACAGGCAAUGCUACAACGGCUACAGGAUCGAGCAUGUCUAUAAUUCCAAGAACUGUACCUGCAGUCGGCGUGACUACGAAUGUGACUACAACUUCGAGCUCGUUGGUCAUGGUGCCUGUAAGUUAGUGCCUGGCUUCCAGCCCAUGGACCACAGCGAGUACUGCAAGCAAAACCCAGACCAGGUCGAGUAUUACGAGCCUACGGGCUAUCGCAAGAUUCCUCUGUCGACGUGCGUGGGCGGCGUAGAGUUCGACAAGCAGAGCGAGCCGCACGUAUGCCCAGGCAAGGAGGACGAGUUCAAGGAGCGCCAUGGCCUCUCUGGCGUGGGCCUGUUCUUCGCCAUUACAAUCCCCUUCGCGGCGGCCGGAGCCGCCGGCUGGUGGGUGUGGCGCAACUGGAGCGGCAAGUUUGGACAGAUCCGUCUUGGCGACACGUCCGGUGCAGGCUUCGGGGCUGGCGCGUUUGACUCGGACUCGCCGUUUGUGCGGUAUCCUAUCAUCGCCCUUAGUGCGGCGGUGGCGGUAGCAGGGGCGAUACCGUUGGUCGUGGCCGGCCUCUGGAGGACGGGCGUCGCAGCACUGGACAGGCUGCGGUAUGGAGGUGGUGGAGGCUUCUCAAGGCUGGGAGGCGGGAGCAGGCCGUUCACGACGCGGGACAGCUUUGCAAGGGGCAGAGGAGACUAUGCCACUGUCGAUGAUGAUGAGGGAGAACUGUUGGGCGAGGACAGUGAUGAGGAGGUAUGAGGACGGCCGCCGACUUGAGUAACAUCUAUCUUACUCGGGUCAUUGUUGUUUUGGGUAGUGGUUUUUUCACUUGUAGGGGCCGUUAUAUUACGACUGGGGUGAAAGACAUGUUUGGCGCUUGGGGUGUCUUUUUCUUUGUCUGUCUCUCCUGUCUCUCUGUGUGUCUGCAUGUGUGUUUGUCGGUUCGGUGUGGCUUGCUGUGCACACUAUAUUUCAACAAGAGUGUAAAGAAAAGAAAAAGGCCCAGCUCAGGCUCCAGGCCCUUUGUCAUCAUCAUCAUCACCAUCACCACCACCACCAAGGAGAGAGGUAUUGGAUGGGUUCGGUGAUACUGUCGGAAUUAGAAGUCUUCAUAACUGCAAGGCAGGAUAGAAUCGAGGAGAGCGAGAGUGAAAUGAUUUAUACAUCCUAUCU